AUGUCCAUCGAAUUAAAAUCGUUAACCAAACAACGCGCUAAUGUUAAAGCUCAAAUAACUCGCAUAAACAACUCAGUUAGGAAGACAGAAAAACUAGAAAUUCCCUUCCUAGAACUUCGAAAACUGAAACUGGAGGAUUAUUAUAAUAACUUUUCGUCAAUUCAGGAUCAAAUAGAGGAAAAAGAUGAUAGUUCAGAUCAGGCUAAUAUUCGCGAAGAGUUCGAAAUUCUCUAUUACGAAUGUGCAGAUUUUAUAAGUAGCACGUUGUAUCAACUUAGUAACCGCGAACCUAGCAAGGCAUCAAAUACUACCAAUGCAUCGAGUCCGUCAGGUCCAGUCUCACAAAGUAUUUUCCCUAAAAUACACAUCAAACAAUUCAACGGCGAUUAUGCUGAGUGGCAAGGCGUUUAUGAUACCUUUCGGUCUUUAGUGCACGAUAAUGCGUCCAUUCCAGUUACUCAUAAAUUUCACCUAUUAAAAUCUUAUUUGACGGGUACUGCAGCCAGUGUAACAAAUUCAUUAACCGCUUCCGAAGAAAACUACUCGGUUGCAUGGGAAUUAGUGCAAAAAUGCUUUAAUAAACCGCGCAAAAUAAUCCAGAGUCACGUUCGGGCAUUAUUCGAACUACCCGAUGUCGCGAAAGACACUCCGUCGUCAUUGCGCACUGUAGCGGAAGGAGCACAAAUGCAUGUAAACGCAUUGAGAGUUUUAAAUGCAUCGAUAGAUUGUGAUGAAUUACUUAUUUAUAUAUUAACUGCUAAACUAAAUAAGCACACGCGCACUGCCUGGGAGCGCUCAAUUGAGGAUGAUGAAAUGCCUACAUUCAAAGACCUUCUGUCAUUCUUAAAUAAAUAUUCACGCGAUGACGAACCAGUGCAAUUAGUAACACAUAAUCAAAAUAUUGGGCAACGAAAACGUGUUGAGGGGCGCGACAUUAAGGUAAAACCGCGAGCCAAUACAUUUGUUAGUACUCGUACGUUAUCGUGUCCUCUGUGUAAGCAAAAUCAUUAUGUAAAUCAAUGUCCAAAUCUUUUAAAUCAAACUCCUCGUGAGAGACUGAAAUUGGUUAAGUCAGCUAAUCUUUGCAUCAAUUGUCUUAGAGAUAAUCACGCCACCCCACAGUGUCGUUCGAGUAUGUGUCAGAAAUGUAAUGGAAAACAUCAUACGCUACUCCAUUUUUUGGAUAACGUAGCUGUAACGAUCGAUCAGGCAACAAGUUCGUCUGCAAAUCGUAAUGUAAUUCCUUCGGUAGCUCUAGCAUCCUGUGGAAAUUCUGAGAUUCUUCUAGCCACAGCCUGCAUCAAAAUCUUAGACAAGGAUAACCAGGAACACGAAUGUCGCAUUCUUUUAGAUCCUGGUUCUCAAUCCAAUUUCAUAACUGAAAGACUAGCAAAUUCUUUACGAUUACCAAAAACUAAAAUGCAUAUACCAGUACCAGGCUUGGCUCAGCAAGUAAAUCAAGUUAAUUAUUCGGUUCGCGCUCAAAUAAAAUCUAGGGUCACGGAAUUCUCGUGCGAAGCUAAUUUCUUAACUUUACCAGUAAUAACCAAUCAAUUACCUUCGCGAUCAGUAAAUGUCAACAACCUACAAAUUCCUGAUACAGUACAGCUCGCAGAUCCUAACUUUCAGAAACCUGCAGACAUUGAUGCUCUGUUAGGGGAAUAUCUAUUUUAUCGACUCUUACGUGCCGGGCAAAUACGACUAAAAAAUCGAACCGCAGUAUUGCAAGAAACCCAACUAGGCUGGAUUGUUUCGGGAGAAGUAGGGAUUAAUUCAAAAACAAAACCUACAACAAAUUGUUUCGUGACAACAACUCAGUUAGAUUUCCAAAUUGCCAAAUUUUGGGAACUUGAGGAGUAUCCUCAUAAACAAAUCUUGUCUGCCGCGGAAAAACUUUGUGAAACUAUCUUCAAACAAACACUUGAUCGUGAUCCAACUGGUCGAUAUAUAGUUCGUCUACCUUUCAAUGAGAAAAAGUCCCAACUCGGAGAAUCGCAUGCUAUAGCGUUAAGACGAUUUCUGGCAUUAGAACGGAGAUUACAAUCCAAUGUAGAAUCACUUCAGCAAUAUUCAACCUUUUUAGAGGAAUACGAAAAAUUAAAUCACAUGACCGACAUAACCAAAACGGCUAAUACCGAGCAAGGGUAUUAUUUACCUCAUCACGCGGUGAUAAAAAAUAGCAGCCUCACCACCAAGGUCAGAGUGGUAUUCGAUGGCUCUGCCAAAUCUAGUACCGGAAUUUCUUUGAACGAUACUCUUAUGGUCGGACGAACAAUUCAAGAAGAUAUUUUCUAA
Molecule: messenger RNA, 2295 nt
Organism: Osmia bicornis bicornis
Lineage: Eukaryota; Metazoa; Arthropoda; Insecta; Hymenoptera; Megachilidae
Exons: 1
Coding region: 1-2295 (764 amino acids)
Source: RefSeq, a predicted model, not a curated record